Molecule: messenger RNA, 2970 nt
Organism: Talaromyces atroroseus
Lineage: Eukaryota; Fungi; Ascomycota; Eurotiomycetes; Eurotiales; Trichocomaceae
Exons: 2
Coding region: 1-2970 (989 amino acids)
Biological process (GO): DNA-templated transcription; regulation of DNA-templated transcription
Cellular component (GO): nucleus
Molecular function (GO): DNA binding; DNA-binding transcription factor activity, RNA polymerase II-specific; zinc ion binding
Source: RefSeq, a predicted model, not a curated record
AUGCGCUCCAGCAUAGCCUGCUCGCGGUGCCGCCGGAGCAAGAUCAAAUGCGUCAAUGCCGGCAUCGACACCACCUGUCGCGCCUGCGAAGCCUCUGGUAGAGAGUGCGUCUAUCCUGCUCCUGCCGCCGGUGGAGGCGCCGCCAAACGCGACAUCGCCGCCACGCUCGACGGCGACGAUCGAAAUGCCGCCGACUGGGACAAUCCGAAGAGACAACGGUCGAGGAAGGCCAUGGCCGCCGCCGCUGCUGCCGCCAAGGACGGUGCGAAAGGUCUGCUGGAUGUCCUCGACUCGUCCGUCUUGUCCCCUAAAGUCUGGGAGGCCCUCUCCAAGUCCUUCCAGACGCAGUUCGCAACCAUUCUGCCCUUCAUUGACUCCACCACACUGAAGAACCAGGCCGGUCAGUUCUCUGCGUCCCAGGCAAAUAACAACCCACAGAGUCCCCCUCCGCGAUCUCAAUUGUCGCCCUUGAUUUUGCUCGGUGUCUUGACCUUAACUGCGCGUUUUCAUCCUCAGCUAGUAGUCCAUCAUGCUCCAGCCUCCGCAGGUAACCCUUCCAAUCCUUCCGCGGCAUCCGAGUUUUAUGCCUCUGCACUACGCGCCCGUCUCAAUGGGCCUGAUGGCUUGGGUCUCGUUACCCCAGAUCUAGUCCAUGUACAGGCACUGUUGAUGCUGGCUCUGCAUGAAUGGGGCAUGUGUCGCGGCAAGAGUGCCUGGCUUUAUGUCGGUAUUGCAAUCCGCCUUGCUCAGGCCAUGGGUUUGUCAUAUGAACUAGAAAACGACCCUUUUUCUGCUACUGCCUCCAGCCGGUUCUCAGCCAUGAAACUGGAAGCCGACCAUUACGGGAUAGUCCAACGUCAGAAAGAACAGCCAGAACAAAGCUCAGACGACGUUAUUAUUCAAGAGACCAAACGGAGGACCUUCUGGGCUUGUUUUAUCAUGGAUCGAUGUCUCAGCAGCGGCAAACACCGGCCUCGAAUGGUAAAAGUUCGGGAUCUAGACAUCCAGCUACCGAGUGAUGAUGCAUUUGCAUUUGGAGAACGCGUGCGCACGUCAAAAUUGUCCGACAGCCCAUCCCGGCGUGCCUCCAGCUUCGAUGGUCCUGGCGUGCAGAUUCCAAGCCUGCGGCAGAGUAUGCCUUACGGCGAGGAGAACCUGCGUAAUGGCUCGACAGACUCGAAAGGCUGGUCACCAGUAGCUAAACGCAUUGAUUCAGUGAUGGAUCAUGAUAUUGACCGCUGGGAAGUGGGCGCGCAGGAGUCUCUUUUGAGUCGUGUCAUUCGGGUCAUCCGAAUUUGGGGCAGUAUCGCCAAAUGGGCAUGCGCUGGAGGUAGACGGAAUGAGUCAUACGGUCCAUGGCAACCCGAGUCAAGCUUUGCGAAGCUGAGAGUAAAACUUGCAGAAUUUCAGGAAAACCUACCCAGAAAACUCCAAUACUCGCAGCGAAGCACGGACGGACACAGUCAGAAUGAGCACUCUCUGUCAGCCUACAUGGUCAUGCAUGUAGUCUAUUUCCUGUCACUGAUCGUUUUGCAUCGCGCAUAUUUGCCCUUCCUGCCUCUGCGCUGCAGUGAGCCCGUCGGUCCCCUGGACGAGCCCGCGUUCCCCCGGGAGCAGUACGCCGUGCCGGACGGCUUCUGGCGCGACAGCACCAGGGAGCUCUUCCGAGCUGCCAGGAGCAUGAUGGAUCUAGUGAUAGCUUGCCAAGAAAGAGGCGUUCUCGUCGAGACCCCACUCGUUGGAUUCGCCAUCUACAAUGCAGCUUUCGUAGGACUCUAUGCAGCACAUUUCAGUUACAUGGAUGUCGAUGGCUAUCUAUCCUCUAGACAAUUAUUGUCGCCUCCGUCGACGGGCAGUGGAAUCAGCCAGCCGCAGCUGCAAACGCGGAAAUCGCUUGACAUAUUACGUGACAUGCGGCUGCGCUUGGGCCUUGCAACUGGCUGGUUCCGCACGCUAAAUCGACUGCAUAGCUAUUUUGUGAAGGUCAAAAAGGAUUACAAAUAUCGCUCGCGCAGCACUGACAGUGCCGAUGGUCUCAUAGUCUUGCGGCCGGUGCGAGAGGUCGGUCCUAGCGGGGGGUUGGAUGAGUUCAAACUUCUGGAAAAGGUAUUCCUCGAAUUCGGAAAUGUCGAUGAUCAGAUACCAGAAGCAGGCCUGGACGAAGACGGCGUUGGAACGGUGACAGCACUUUCAGAUCGGGGAGGGCUUUCUCUGAGCGAAACCGCCAGUAACGCCGUCAAGAGCGAGUCAGGCGAUUCGAUGAUGGACGGCAUUAUGCAGCAAAAACGUGAUCCCUGGGUGCCAGUCAACAGCUCCAAAAAUCUCCCGCCUCCACCACCUCUUACUCCCUCGACUUCUGAAGCAGACCUCCCAAGAUCAGAGAUGGAUCGUCGGCCCAGUCUUCCUCUACCAUCUCGACCGCUACCGCCAAGUCAAUCAUCUACUUCCCAGUAUUCCUUCCCAUCGAUACAACAGCACCACAAUUCGAUCUCUGCCUCAACCGCCUCACCCAGUCUACCUCCCUUAACCGCAGCAGUAUCGGGCAACCAACAGCCAUCGUCGUCUCAAUACGCCGCAAAUCCCACCCACCGAUUACAGCCAAUCAAUUCAUGGGUAUCUCAUCAACAGGGGCAUCCGCCACCUCCUUAUUCACAGUCCUUACCGCCCAUCAACGCCACCCCUAGCGCAAACACUACUACCCUUCUAUCCUACCCACCACCAAUGCUCCCACUACCAGGUGCAGCUCUGGGCCCAAACCCAGGUUCUGCUCCUGGUCCCGGCUAUGCUCCAACCCCAACAUCCAUGACAGACUACUCCUAUCCGGUAUUAUGGUCUACCAGUCUCGGCGGCGACGACGUGGUUGCAUUUCUCGCCGACGGCAGUUUUGAGCAAGGUCAGCCCAUUCCAAGCUCCGAGGUCGGUUAUUCGACUGGAUGGCUGAGUGCGGUUUGGAACGAGCUUCCCUCCUAA